Hippocampus comes (tiger tail seahorse) is the source of this 882-nucleotide messenger RNA. Its product is annotated as rootletin-like. Lineage: Eukaryota; Metazoa; Chordata; Actinopteri; Syngnathiformes; Syngnathidae. The coding region runs from base 1 to 882 and encodes 293 amino acids. The record is from RefSeq and is a predicted model, not a curated record. The transcript is spliced from 8 exons.
AUGACACUCGCAUCUCAAGGCGGCACUUGGCGAGCUAACACCACCACCACCACGCGCCGUGGUGGCGGCGGCAGCGGCCUUGGGGCGGAGCUGCGGCAGGAAGUUCGCCUCCUGCAGGAAGAGCUGGCCGAGAGUCGGGCCCAGAGGGAGGAGCUGGCGUCCAGGGCCAGGGCGCUGGGCGAGAGGCUGGAGCAGUCAGUGUCUCCCUCGCUGUCCCGCACCCAUCGUGAGGAGGUGGAGGAGGAGGAGCGGAGAGAGAGGAGGAGGCGCGACAGGGAGGCUAGGGAGAGAGAGGCCCGACAGGCGCUGCUCGUGCAUCGGCUGCAGAACAAGGUGAUGGAGUACAGAGAACGAUGUCAAAGUUUGGAGUUAGAGCUAAAGGCUGGACACAGCCAGCUGAUGAGCACGCAGAUGAGCAUCGGGAGGGACACCUCGGAGUCGCUGGAGUGCGCCCUCAUCAGCCUGGAGGAGGAACAGCAAAGGGCAUCAGGCCUGGCCCAGACCACCUCGGUCCUGCGGCUGCAGCUCAGCCAAUCGGAGCGGGCCAACGAGAUCCUGACGGAGCGUGUCCGCAAGCUCACGGCCGAUUUGACCCGAGCCUUGGAGGAGGCGGAGCGUCGGACGUUCCAUUGGCAGAGAGAGCGAGAGUGCGUGUCCAGUGAGGUGUCUCAGCAUCAGGACCAGCUGUGGUGCGUGUGGAGGUGCGUGAUGUCACUCAGACAGCACUGUCGCGCCCUCAGAACUGCCGCUGACAGGGAUCUCUUGGAGAUGAGGACGGAGCUGUCCCGUCUGUCCUUAUCGCUUCAGUCCAGCUGCGACUCGACUUCCUUGCACCUCAUCAAAAUGUACCGGCUGCCGGCCCCCCCCACCCUCAGAGGAUAG